Paralichthys olivaceus (Japanese flounder) is the source of this 1233-nucleotide messenger RNA. RefSeq names its product high mobility group protein B2-like. Gene Ontology annotation, molecular function: DNA binding, bending. Gene Ontology annotation, biological process: regulation of transcription by RNA polymerase II. NCBI's taxonomy places the organism in Eukaryota, Metazoa, Chordata, Actinopteri, Pleuronectiformes, Paralichthyidae. The record is from RefSeq and is a predicted model, not a curated record.
CUGGCCAAUCCGCUGAAGGCAGGGUGGAGUUAUGGAAGCAGUUCUACUCAAGUUAGGUCAGCCUCGCAGACAGUGACAAAACAGUUGCGCUUUCUUCGUCAGUCACUCGUCAACAACUUGUGUUACUGCAAACAGAUUGAACGCAGCCAUGACAAAGGACCCAAAUAAGCCCAGAGGGAAAACCUCCUCCUAUGCUUUCUUUGUUGCGACCUGCCGUGAGGAGCACAAGAGGAAAAACCCAGGUGUCAGUGUUAGCUUUUCAGAGUUCUCAAAGAGAUGCUCAGAGAGAUGGAAGACCGUGUCACCCAAGGAGAAGGUGAAGUUUGAGGAAAUGGCCAAGAAUGACAAGGUCCGAUAUGACCGUGAGAUGAAGACAUAUGUCCCCCCAAAGGGUGCCAAAAAGGGCAAGAAGAAGAAGGAUCCCAAUGCCCCAAAGAGGCCACCUUCUGCUUUCUUCGUGUUCUGUUCUGAUCACCGCCCCAGAAUCAAAGAGGAGAACCCUGGAAUCUCCAUUGGUGACAUUGCCAAGAAACUUGGAGAGUUGUGGGGUACACAGACUUCCAAAGAUAAGGCUCCUUAUGAAGCAAAGGCUGCCAGACUGAAGGAAAAAUAUGAGAAGGAUGUGGCUGCCUACAAAGCCAAAAGUGGGUCUGGAAAGAGUGAUGCUGGUAAGAAGAGUGGCCCGGGUAGGCCCCCUGCCAAGAAAACACAACCAGCUGAUGAUGACGACGACGAUGAGGAAGAUGACGAUGAUGAAGAAGAAGAUGAUGACGAUGAGGAUGACGAUGAUGACUAAACAAUUUGUUAAUGUGUGAAGUCUGCAAUGUGUUUUUCAGCAUAAGUAUGUUUUGUGCAUAUGAUUAUAGCCUGCUGUCCCUGUUGGUCGGCCUCAGUAGGAUACCAGACCUGUAUUCUUUUUCUAAUUCAGGGAUGUAGUUAUUAUAUUGUCACGUAGCCCCACUAUGCUCCCUCCACUGAACAACGGUUUGCUAUGUUUUAGAUCUCUGUUGCUAUCUGAACCGGCAACCAGACAACUUCCUGUGAUAAUACAAUUAACUCCUCUACUGGCAAUGGGCAGCAGUAAAUCUGUCACGUUUUAAAGUUUCUUGAAACACUGCUAUAUUUUCUGUUUAGUGUUGCUGUACCUUGAGUUAUUUUACUUUCCAGAUUGAUCUGUAGUUAGAAUAAGUGUUUGCAGCCAUUUUAAUGUGGAACAUUGAAGACUUUCAUGUA